AUGCAACCGGCUUUCUUCCCGCUCAUCCUGAUCGCAGUCCAUGUGUGCGUACCGGUGGAUUGUAGACCGAAGCUCCCGGAUCAGGAGCAACACCAGGAGGGCAGCUUGAGCACGGGAACGCAUACAGGUACAUCGGGACGCGUCCACCUGGAGCUAAAUAGAUCAAUGAGACACGUCAUUCACAGAGACUUUCUGGUCAUUUUCCCAGUGAGAACGGAUACGAGCAGCUCUGUGUCAAUAUUUGAUCUGAGAAGAAGGAGAUUCCUGUGCAUGGACUCCACAGGAGAGCUGUUCAACUCUAGGCAAAAGGACAGAGAGGACUGUCUCUUCCAGCGCGUUUGGUUCGAUCUGGCCGACCAGCACGACCUGUUUUACUCCACAGGUGGGAACCGGCUGCUCAGACUGGUGGGAAGCCAGUCUCACUGGGAGCCGCCUGAACCCUCCUCAGCUCUAACGAAGAGGAGGCCCUCAACCAGGAGACAGAGACGGAGCGAGGAGGUGAACCCCUCUGAUCCGUUGAGAUCAGAGUCACAUCCACCGCAUUCUGCAAAAGAUCCCAAAGACGCAGACCACAGCCAGCCUGAACAGGACCGGGCCGGCGCCGUGUCCAAGGAGACCAUCACCUCCUGCGAUGACCCUCUGCGGGUUUUACAGUCCAAAGGGGCCGUCAGUCCCGUCAAAGCCAACAUCGCAGACAGGGCAGACCAAGACUGAGAUGCUGAACCUGGGUGGGGUCGGUGGAGCGGGGCUGCAGGUCUUUAUGGUGGGACGCCACAGAACGACUUGCAAAGAGUCAAACUGACGCGAGAGAGCGUUUCGCUCUCUCAUGAGGUGACAUGAAAGCAUUCAAUGUUUCACAACUUCUGGGAAAAAGAGCUUCUUCUUUUUAUUAUUAUUAAAUCAAAAACCUGUGAAGCUUUUGUGGAGCAGCUCUGCUCGGUUAUGUACUCAUAACCUGUUACAUCACAGCGGCUUGUCUUCUGUUUGAACAGCAGAUGAAGGAUAAGUUCGGCAACUUUUGACACAGGUUUGGUCCGGUGUCCUGCUGUCCUUUAACCUCUUCUGUCAGUUAAAUUUUAAUCCAGAUGUGGCAAUGCUUGUUUUGCAUAUAUGUAAAAAAAAAAAAAAAGAAAGAAAAAAGUGUAAUCUGUAAGUAAUUCUAAAUAUUUGCACAUAAAUGGGUUGAAGAAGCUAAACAAGAACCGUUAAACGCGAGUAUUCAUGAGCGUGAUCCACAUAUGUCGGGUGCUGGACACCAAUAGUCACAGCAAUGAAAGGUAUUUAUUUAUUGAAAUGUGUGAAAUGACUUCCUUCCUAGAAUACUCUUUUAUUAUUUAUAUAUUUCAUGCUGUGUCAUUGCUGAUGUGGAGAAAAUAAACGGUGACUAUUCA
Stegastes partitus (bicolor damselfish) is the source of this 1391-nucleotide messenger RNA. Its product is annotated as fibroblast growth factor 23-like. Bases 1 to 714 code for a protein of 237 amino acids. The record is from RefSeq and is a predicted model, not a curated record. The transcript is spliced from 3 exons. Gene Ontology annotation, molecular function: growth factor activity. Lineage: Eukaryota; Metazoa; Chordata; Actinopteri; Pomacentridae.